AGCCGCUCAGGAUCGAUACAUCCGGGUCCUUCAUUUACGUGAUCGUAUCGUUACGGCUGAGGGGACAGCAGCCAGGGUCCCAGGUCUUCGAAGAAUAUCCGAACAAACCAUACGGAAUAGUGACGGCGGUCUGAGAGCCAGGAGACCUUACUUUGGCAACGUAUUACGACGUCAUCAUCUCGCCCGACAUCUCCGGUGGUGCAACAACGUGUUGGGCUUGAACCUACGAAACUGGAGGCGUAUUUGGUUUAGCGACGAAUCCAGGUUUCUGCUGCAAAGACGGGAUGCAAAAAACAGAGUGUAUGGACGUGUUCAUGAACGUUACACCCCAAACUGUGUACGUAAAGUGGAUAGAUUCGGUGGGGAAUGUGUAAUGAUGUGGGCAGGGAUAUCCUAUGCCAAUCGGACGGAUCUUAUCCACGUGCAGGGGAACUUGACGGCCGUUCGGUACAGAGACAAUAUUCUGCAACCCCAUCUCCUUCCAGUCAUUGACGUCCAACAUGAAAUCUUUCAGCAGGACAACGCUAGGCCGCAUUGUGCACGUGCCACAAUGGAUUUUCUGGCCAACAACAACGUUAAUCUGCUGCCUUGGCCUUCUCGUUCACCUGAUCUUAACCCCAUAGAACAUCUUUGGGGUGAACUGGAUCGACGUCUCCGUCAGCGUCAACCUCAACCUCAAACCCUCCGGGAGCUAGCUGCAUUUCUGCAGGGGUGGAGAAGGAUCCCCCAGGGGACUAUACAGCGCCUGAUCCAGUCCAUGACAAGGCGUGUCAGAACUGUUAUUCUAGUACGUGGCGGACACAACCGAUACUGACAUUUCAGUGGACCCUGACUGUCAUAUACGUACUGCUGUCUAUGAUUUUAUGCUCUGAUGUGUCUGCAUUAUGGGUGUGAAAUUUCAUGUUCCGAUGUAUCUGUGUUCAACAAUUACACGCAUAUGAAUAAUACCAUAUCACAAUCGAUUUCUGGCCUGUUUGGAAUAGUAUACAUGCAAUAUCGAUGCAAAGAUAAAUUAUAAUUGACGAAAUUGUCUCAGUAAACUAGGAUCCCAAUUGCGUAGAUCGAUGGUCAUGAUGUUGAUCACUGCAUGCAUGUCUGGCCCCGACUGCUAUAUAGCUAGAAUAUUGCCGAGUGCGGGGUUAAACAAAAAUAAACAAACAACACAUAACCCGUCAAACCAGUCAGUAAGGGAGACAACUGCAGGUUGGCACGUUGACAAAAUAUCCUACAUUCGGUUUCGAUUUCGCGGACUCACAUGAGUAGAUUUCUCGGAAAUAUGACUGAAGCCUCUUCUUGGAACGCGGUAUGACACUACUUGGGAUCUACUUGGGAUUUGAGCUUUGUGCCAACCAUACAAAUCUAUACAUUCAUCGUGGCAGGCUGAGUUGAGGCUUUGUAGUGCACAGGAGCUGCCCACUAGACAUGGUCGUCCUUCACUGAACGUUCCAGAAGAUUAUGUUUCAGGAAGUGUGAUCAGUCUGACGUGACAUAUACUGUACAAGGCGAUUAUCAAACGGUCAGUACGACAACAGGCAGUCUUCCACCGGGUGUGUUUACAAGUGUGAUAUUCAUUUUGUUACAUUGGAUAGUGGGACGACAGAUAUCGUAGUGAGUACUAAGAUAUUAUUCUCUACCAUAUGAAUUGGUUGUUGGUUGUUGUUGAACGCCGUACUCAGCAUUAUUCCAACUAUAUAACGGCGGUCUGUAAAUAAUCGAGUCUAGACCAGACAAUCCAGUGAUCACUACCACAUCAGCUAUGGCGAGGCACAACGAGAAGCAGCUACGACAAGGUCGGGGACAAGGACAAGAACAAGGACAAAGGCGAGGACAAGGGCGGGGACAAGGUCGAGGACUGGGCCAUGACGAUCUGAGGUACAUGCUUCAAAUCCACGAUGUUGGUGUGAGUGACGUCGGACAUGCACUGGACACUGACCGAAGAGUGGAGGUGGUGCACAGGGACAUACAAGAUGAGGUUAUCAUUCCCAAUAGGAGUCCAACGAGGGAGGCAAGUGGACAUCCACUGGACAAGCGUACAGUAGAGGACAUAGGUAGGACCAGCAGAAAGGACAUUGGCAAAGGAAAUGAUGCAGAUUUCAGAUUCAAUGAGACUAGCAAAAGAUAUGGUUCACAGGAAAACCAUCGGAUGCAUUUAGUAAGGAUGCGCAGAUCUAGAAAAAGGCUCCAUCCCGAUAAUAAGUCAUCUGGACCGAGCUUCUUCCGAAAUGAUAGGAGCAGGUCACCGGAUAGAGUCAGAAGAAAGAAACACAAAUUGAAUGUUGACAAAGGAGAAGAUAAUUCAACUAAUCAAGGUUAUCAUAAUCAAAGGGAGCCAGCUAGAAGGAACCUACCACCAGCUGAGAUUGGAGCAAAUAUGCGAAAAUACAUCAAAGUUAACGAAAACGUCCAAGACAGGAUGCAGUCUGGAACUCAGAGAUACACAAAUUGUGUAACCACAACCUCUGUUGAGCCAUUGGACUCAGAAGAGAGAUUAAAGUCAUCAAGUACAGCAGAAAAAGAAGACCUGGCCAGUUUGAUUCUUCGAACAGUAUGUGUAGAUUACCCUGGCAUAACUGAUUUAGCAAAUUUGAGAAAAACUCUUCACCAGAAAAAGAUUAUCAAUUUUUCCAACACGCAAACUUUAUAUGAAUUCUUAAAACCUUAUGACAACGUUUUUGAAAUAGUAGGAGACAUUGACAGAGAUGAGAGAAUGAUUGAAGAUGGUGAAGUGGAGGAAACAGCAGCUGAGGAUAAGUUUCUUGUGACUGGUCAUCCAAAUCUACUCCUGUGUCAGCAACAUUCAAAGAAAGCAGGAUCAUGCAUGCAAGAUUGCAGGAGCCUUCACAUCUGCAAAUAUUUCCUUCUGAGCAAAUGUACCAUGCAAGAACAGAGAAAGACAUGUAUCUUUGGCCAUGACAUGAACACUGAACACAACAAAGAGGUUAUGAGGAAAUCGCUGUUGCACAAAUUCAAAGAUCUAAUUGAAAUUGAUGUCCUGCGUUCACUGAGAUAUAGAAAUUCCACAACUGUUCCAGCGAUAUGCAAUUACUACAACAAGCCAAAGGGCUGCAACAACGCUGAAUGCGGAUUCAUGCAUGUAUGUUCAAAAUUUCUCCAUGGAACUUGCAGUGCUUCAUAUAUGUGCAAUUUUUCUCAUGAUAUUAUGGCCAUCCAACCGUUACAUUGUCUUCAACGUUACGGAAUAAGUCCAUCGAAACAUGAUGAGAAAGAAGUUGUUGUCAAAACCCUUAAAUCCAUAGCAACCAAAAAGAAUCACCCAGUCGAUCAGGGAAGACAAGUUCAAUCCUCAACUGAAACACAGAGGGGCAUGUUCGCUGGUGGAUACAACAAAACCAUAGCCAAACCAAAUAAACGGUAUCAAGUCGCCAGGUAUUUUUCUGCAAUUGGAUUUAGUACAAGUGGGGAAAUGAAAGUAUCAGAGAAGCUGACUAAAGCAAGAAACCAAAAUGAACAGCUUCAGCUCGAAGUGAAAGAAAGACAGGAGGAGAAGGAAAAAGAAAUUAAUCUGAGGAAUUCGUCGACAGGGGUUUGGACAUGGUCAUGGAUGAGCCCAAAGGGAGCAUGGAGCGAUGUCACUGACAGUCAAAUAUUUGAGGCUAGAUACAGAGAAUAUAUGCAAGUUAGGAAGAGGAGCUUUGUUAUCAAUGGUAAAAAGUGUGAGGUGGACUUUGCCACAAAGACAGGCGUGAUUGAUGGGGAAGUUGCACUCAGAUUCAAGAGAGACAGGAAGCCAGAGUGUGACACAAAGUGCCCUACGCCAGACAUAACGGACAACAGCCAUGACACCGAUGUUGCUGGUUCUGAUGCUGAUGUUGCCACAAAGACAGGAGUGAUUGAUGGAGAAGAUGCACUCAGUUUCAAGAGAGACAGGAAGCCAGACUGUGACACAAAGUGCCCUACGUCAGACAUAAUGGACGAUAGCCAUGUCACCGAUGUUGCCGGCUCUGAUGCGGGAGCUGAUGUGGAUGUUGCCACAAAGACAGGAGUGAUUGAUGGAGAAGAUGCACUCAGCUUAAAGAGAGUCGUGAAGCCAGACUGUGACACAAAAUGCCCUACGUCAGACAUAAUGGACGACAGCCAUGUCACCGAUGUUGCCGGCUCUGAUGCGGGAGCUGAUGUGGUUGUUGCCACAAAGACAGGAGUAAUUGAUGGAAAAGAUGCACUCAGAUUCAAAAGAGACAGGAAGCCAGAGUGUGACACAAAGUGCCCUACGCCAGACAUAAUGGACGAUAGCCAUGUCACCGAUGUUGCCGGCUCUGAUGCAGGUGCUGCUGUGGAUGUUGCCACAAAGACAGGAGUGAUCGAUGGAGAAGAUGCACUCAGAUUCAAGGGAGACAGGAAGCCAGACUGUGACACAAAGUGCCCUACGCCAGACAUAAUGGACGAUAGCCAUGUCACCGAUGUUGCCGUCUCUGAUGCAGGUGCUGAUGUGGUUGUUGCCACAAAGACAGGAGUGAUUGAUGGAAAAGAUGCACUCAGCUUCAAGGGAGACAUGAAGCCAGACUGUGACACAAAGUGCCCUACGUUAGACAUAACGGACGACAGCCAUGUCACCGAUGUUGCCGUCUCUAAUGCGGGAGCUGAUGUGGAUGUUGCCAGAAAGACAGGAGUGAUUGAUGGAGAAGAUGCACUCAGCUUCAAGAGAGUCGUGAAGCCAGACUGUGACACAAAGUGCCCUACGUCAGACAUAACGGACGACAUCCAUGUCACCGAUGUUGCCGGCUCUGAUGCGGGAGCUGAUGUGGAUGUUGCCACAAAGACAGGAGUGAUUGAUGGAGAAGAUGCACUCAGCUUAAAGAGAGACAGGAAGCCAGAGUGUGACACAAACUGCCCUAAGUCAGACAUAAUGGACAACAGCCAUGUCACCGAUGUUUUCGGCUCUGAUGCGGGAGCUGAUGUGGAUGUUGUCACAAAGACAGGAGUGAUUGAUGGGGAAGAUGCACUCAGCUUCAAGAGAGACAGGAAGCCAGAGUGUGGCACAAAGGCCCUACGUCAGACAUAACGGACGACAGCCAUGUCACCGAUGUUGCCGGCUCUGAUGCGGGAGCUGAUGUGGAUGUUGCCACAAAGACAGGAGUGAUUGAUGGAGAAGAUCCACUCAGCUUCAAGAGAGACAGGAAGCCAGAGUGUGACACAAAGUGCCCUACGUCAGACAUAACGGACGACAGCCAUGUCACCGAUGUUGCCGGCUCUGAUGCGGGAGCUGAUGUGGAUGUUGCCACAAAGACAGGAGUGAUUGAUGGGGAAGAUGCACUCAGCUU
Molecule: messenger RNA, 5279 nt
Organism: Haliotis rubra (blacklip abalone)
Lineage: Eukaryota; Metazoa; Mollusca; Gastropoda; Lepetellida; Haliotidae
Exons: 4
Coding region: 1757-5020 (1087 amino acids)
Molecular function (GO): metal ion binding
Source: RefSeq, a predicted model, not a curated record